AGCGCAGCUGGCCUGCCGGGGCCCGCUGGAGGAGCCAUGGGAGACACCGUCCCCCUCAUCGACGCGCAGACCGCGAACAUCCUCGGGAGCAUCAACAAGUUCACCGUCCAGCAGCAUGUGAAGAUCUUCGACAAUUGCAUCGAGCAGCCAAACACGUACACGAUUUACAACUUGGACACCCAGCAAGCGCUUAUUCGAGUGCAGGAGAGGUCCGAGUGUUUGCCGCGAAUCUGCUGCAAGCCCCACCACAGCAUUAUCCUGGAGUUCAACGCGCUCGACCCCGCCGGAAACGAGAUCUUCCCAGUCAUCACCAUGGAGCGCGAGGGCUGCUGCUCCAAACCAUGCACGGGCGGGUUCGUCUGCGUCGACUGUUGCGCCCAAGAAGCCUACGUCCACGCCGGCGCCAUCCAAAACGUCGAGGCCCACCAGGCUGGCAAGCUCCCCAAGGAUCGCGUCAUCGGCCGCAUGAAGCAGCCUGUGCCCUUCGCCGGAGGAUUGCACCCCACCAUUCAGGUGAUGGAUCGCACUCCGACCAGCGACGAGCACUGGGCGUCCGUCGUGGGUCCCACCUUAUUCGGCGGGUGCUCUGAGAACUGCUGCAACGUGCCCUUCGGGGUCAAGCGAGUCAACAAGGACGGCAGCGUUUCGGUUGACGUUGGCAACAUCGCGACCAUCACCAAGCUCAAGCCCAAGUCCCUGACUGGCGCGAUCCGCGAGAUGCUCACGGACUCCGACAUGUUCCAGUUCGAGAUCCAUGAUCCGUCCGUGACGCCUCAGCAGCGUGCCUCCCUCAUCGGCGUGCUCCUCCUUGCCGAUUACAUGUUCUUCGAGCGCAACCUCGACCAGUGUGGCUAUAACGAUGGCUGCUACAUCAACCUGUGCCUCUGCUACUGCAUGGGCGCGCUCUUCCCUUGCCAGCUUAAGCUUCCGAAGCAAUAGCUGCGGGGAGCAAAUGAGGGACAGUCGCUGCCGCGAGUGUAAUAAAAUCAAGCGAGACGAGCGCUAUAAACUCGCCACAAACAACCCAUUAC
Molecule: messenger RNA, 1031 nt
Organism: Micromonas commoda
Lineage: Eukaryota; Viridiplantae; Chlorophyta; Mamiellophyceae; Mamiellales; Mamiellaceae
Exons: 2
Coding region: 37-939 (300 amino acids)
Biological process (GO): plasma membrane phospholipid scrambling
Cellular component (GO): plasma membrane
Molecular function (GO): phospholipid scramblase activity
Source: RefSeq, a predicted model, not a curated record